Molecule: messenger RNA, 3387 nt
Organism: Anopheles bellator
Lineage: Eukaryota; Metazoa; Arthropoda; Insecta; Diptera; Culicidae
Exons: 8
Coding region: 1-3387 (1128 amino acids)
Molecular function (GO): microtubule binding; beta-tubulin binding
Source: RefSeq, a predicted model, not a curated record
AUGCCUAAGCCACCGAAGAGCAAGGAACCGAAAAUCCCUCCCGAAGAGGCGCGCCAUGCUUUGCUGCAGCAACAAGAAGAACAGGCUGCCGACGAACAGCGACGGCUCCGGGAAAAGGCCGCACAAAAUCUGAAGGAAUACAACCAGCGCCGAGUGCUGUUGGUGGAAAGUGUAAAAUUAUUUCGCCGGCUCGAAAAAAGUGCCUCGGACUACCGACGUCAGCAAGCGGACCGGAAAGAGUGGUCCGAUUUUGUGUCCUGCCGUAAGCCUCCCGAUCCGGCCAGCGCCCCGGAGCUUCGGGCGGCCCUGUACCAGUGGACGUAUCGGCGCGAGCAGCACGAAAAGAGUUCCGUCAGCUGGACGCUGGCGGCCGACGAGCGAAGCCCGCUGACGCAGGACACGGCUGUGUCGGAGCGAAAAACGACCCGGCAAGAUCUGCGGCAACUGUACCGGAACAUAGGCGCAAUUUAUGUCCCGACGGUCCGCGAGGCCUUGGCGGUGCUGAAAUCGAUCGAAGACGGCGUGGCCGGUGCGGAGCCGCAGCCCGAAGUGCUGCUGGCGAGGGACGAAAUCCGGAAGUUCAUUAGCGAUUCACUGGACAGGAUGACCUUUCGUGUUGGCAGCAACCUAGCUCGAGAUAUGGAAGUCCUGGAUCCGGUGAUGUGCGAGUUUCAGUACGCGAGCGACAUUGUGGCCAUUUAUUUUUGGUCCUUUCGCCAUGUUCCUCUGCCGCCAGAUUAUAAUCUUCUUAUGAAAGCGGUGAAUAUGGCCCCGCUCCGGCUCAUCCUGCACCGGCCACCGGGGUUUGAUUUAAAGAACGCGCUGAUCCGGGGCCUCUGGCACGGGUUCGAUCACUACAGCAGUAUGGACCCGACACGGGUUGUGGGGCCGCUGCCGGCACCGGCCAAGGAGCUCAUCGCGGCCCAGGAACUGGAGUGGAACGAACGGCAGGAAGUCAGGCGGAAACGUCUGACAGCUUUGCGCCAGCUGCGGGAUGAUUACGAAAACGAACAGCGCCGUAAGCAAGCCGAAGCGGAAGCCCUGGCAGCCGAGCAGCAAAAGCCCGGCGCAUUCGGCGGCCCGCCAAAGCCUGCCGGGGGCAAAGGCAAAGGGGUCAAGAGGGGGGCCAAAAAAGGGAAAACGAAACAAGGACCGGAACCGGUAGCGGUUCCGGCAGUGAUUACGGGCGAAACCGAGGUCGACAUAGACGACGAGUACGAGCGCCAGCAAAGCGAUCAGUUUCGGGACACUUUGGAGCCAAUCGGCCCAAAGUCACUCCCGCUGAGGGACGGCUACCUGAACCUGCGGGAGUACGGCAUCACGGGCGGGGUCUACAAGCUCACACGCUUCGCUAAACUGCCGCAACCCGUCGAGCUGCGAUCGGAUUUCAUCUUCACCUGCAAACCGGUCGGUCUGGACCUGUCAGAAAGCCAGCCGGAAUAUAGGGCACUCGAAAGUGACGAGGUGAUUAAAAUUGAACUCCACCUGCCGGCCGGCUGUUUCUGGUGGGAAGAACCGACCGUGUGUCGCUGGGAGCCGUGGGAAGAAAGUGACACAUUCCGGCAGCUAUCCCCAGCCGUCCAACGAUUCCAUCUCCAGUACGAUCAGAUCCGAGCACACGAAGCGUCGCGCCUGUUUACAGCCAGGGCCACGGGACCGAGGCAGACGAAAGUUGUGCCAGACUUCCGGCUUGUGGAUGUGCCGGUCGAAAUCAGACGGCACUACCUGAUCCGGGAACACAUAUUACCGCGCCUCCCGGAAGGAUAUCGGUUCCACGCGGAGUUGAAACAAUUGUAUUCCAUUUUGCGGGAAAGGACCACACGACGGAAGGCGCUCGACCGGGAGCAGCUGGCUCGGAACGAACUGAUGCUGAAGUAUGAUCGAUUUCUGCAGGCUAAUCAGCAGCCCCGGGAGUGGCCCUCGUUCUCGGAACUACGCCUUCCCACUGAAGCUGACAUCGGUUCGGAGCGCAACGCCGUGGCCGACUCCAGGCGAAAGACCCCGAACGCUGUAAUGGAUGCAAAAUUGGACCACCUUUCACUGUUACAUCCAGCGCAUCCUCGCUAUCUGCACCCUCCACAACCCGUCGCGCGUCGUCCGCUGACCGUGGCCGCCAAGGACCCUGACAGCACGGCGCAAACCAUGGAGGAGCUGGAGCGCUCCCUCGAAGCGUGCAUCUCCGCGGACGAUGACGAGGCCGGCGAGCGGUUGUGUGAUAUGUUUUCGACAUUCCUGAACCUGCUCGCGUAUUUGCGGGACAAGGAGAAGCCAGCGUUCCCAUCGCUUCCAGUGCCGGGAGCGGAGGAUCCGGUGCCGACCGUGAAACACGUGUCCGUCAGAGCUGGCACACGGGAAUUCAAACAUCGGCACCUGGCAUCGAGGCCGUCCAGUAGAAAAUCACUCACUCAAGAACUGAGAGGGCGUCCCCAGGAACCAAAGCGAACCCGGAAACGUAAGAAAUCGCUAACGAAACGAUCCCACUCCGUGGCCGUGGAACAGCCUGACCGGGCGACGAGCGAAGACCGCUCGAAGACGGAUGGGAUCUUGACGCGGAUCGAACACGAACCGGGCCGUUGGUCGACCAAAGCGAUCCACAGCCAAUCGUACGAUCCCGUCGGCAGAGUGUUAACCUUUUGGACCGACCGGCUUGGAGUUUAUGGGUUGGCUGCCCGUCGAUACAGUUUACUACCCCUUCGCCAGUGGGACAUGCGACGCCUGGGGCGAGUAGCCGAUCUGACAACCGUUAUUUCACUCCGAACCGGGGCCGGGCUUGAAAUUGUUUUCUCCGUCACUUCCGGAGGCUACCGGGUGCAGGUUGGUCAGGAACAUCGGGAACCGCCCAACGAGGAGGUCGUGGUCCCCCGGCACGACGAGCUGUCUCUGGAGGAGCUCCAGGAGCUCCUGGCCACGCUCAAUCUGCAUCUGUUUCCGCAACCAGACACCUGCUUCUACACCACCGGAAUGCCAGCUGGGGCUCACAAGCACGAACCGAUGGAACUCCACAAUCUGCGAUGUUUGGCCGUGUUUUGUUUAACCCACCACUUCCGCCACUGCCUGUGGAACCGAUAUGCCGAUCGGCGCACGGCACUCGUUCGGUGCCGCCAGUUGAUUGAAGGGCGCCCGGAACCGGAAUUGGAAACCAUCAAGAUAACGCCCCUCGGCGUACUGACGGUCGAAGUGGAGGAGCUUUGUUCGCCCACCCUCGAGCAGAUCCUGCUGGCGUACCAUCCGCGACCCGCGGACCAAAGCUACAACGCCGACGGUUACGGUCUGCUGAAGGGCACCCUUGAAGAACCCUCGCGGAAGGCGCUCGCUAAAACGCCGCCCUUGCUCCAGUGGAACGUUGGCCAGCUCUUGCAGAAGCUACGACUGCUAAGCUACUCUUGA